GGCGAUCACUCUCAUUCAGUAUGGCAUUCUUGAAGUUCGCUUUCACUUUGUCCCUUGUGGCUUCCUGCGUCUUCGCUGAGGGAGGCUACGGAGGACACGGAGUUUCUCUCGGGGGACCAGUGGUUGUAAGUCAUGGAGGCUCCCUGGGAGGUGGAUAUGGUUCUGGUGUCCUUGGAGGUUCCUUCGGAGGACCUGGAGUGCAUGGAGGUUCUUUCAUAGGGCAUGGAGGCUCAUCUGGAGGCCGAUAUGGAGGCCAUGGUAGAAGCUCUGCCACCGGUUUCAGUGUAUUCAACCUGGGACAUACUGGAUCCUUGGGAGGUGGAUACGGAGGUCAUGGGAGAGUCUCUGGAGGUCUUGUAGGAAUCUCUGGAGGUCAUGGAGGAAUCUCUGGAGGUCAUGGAGGAUUCUCUGGAGGUCUUGGAGGAAUCUCUGGAGGUCGUGUAGGAUAUUCCGGAGGUCUUGGAGGAAUCUCUGUAGGUCAUGGUGGACAUGGAGGAUUAUCUGUAGGCCAUGGAGUAAUCUCUGGAGGUCAUGGAGGAUUCUCUGGAGGUCUUGGAGGAAUCUCUGGAGGCCGUGUAGGAUAUUCCGGAGGUCUUGGAGGAGUCUCUGUAGGUCAUGGUGGACACGGAGGAUUAUCUAUAGGCCAUGGAGUAAUCUCUGGAGGUCACGGAGGUAUCUCAGGCUCUUAUGGAAAGUAAAUGAUUAUCUAGACCUUUCCCAGCUAACAGCAUAACUUAUUAUCAUAGGAUAUUAUUGUAACGUUCAAAAUAAUGUCUUUCAUGUGUCCUGUUUUUAUGAAAAAAUAGAUGACAAAUUGUUAGACGUGAAUAUUGUUUUACACUUCAUAUUAGUGAUUUAGAAAUAAAAGAAUUAUAUUA
Molecule: messenger RNA, 878 nt
Organism: Macrobrachium nipponense
Lineage: Eukaryota; Metazoa; Arthropoda; Malacostraca; Decapoda; Palaemonidae
Product: keratin, type I cytoskeletal 9-like
Exons: 2
Coding region: 21-698 (225 amino acids)
Source: RefSeq, a predicted model, not a curated record